Molecule: messenger RNA, 1220 nt
Organism: Nestor notabilis (Kea)
Lineage: Eukaryota; Metazoa; Chordata; Aves; Psittaciformes; Psittacidae
Gene: LIPC
Product: lipase, hepatic
Exons: 5
Biological process (GO): lipid metabolic process
Molecular function (GO): triacylglycerol lipase activity; apolipoprotein binding
Source: RefSeq, a predicted model, not a curated record
AGUCACUGGAAUCGCAGAGUCAGCACACUAGAACAAAGAAAGAUCAGCAAAACUUUGCAACCAAAUUUCGACUCUAUACAGAUACAACUAAAGAAGACUGUCAGAUUUCUUAUAAUCAGUUGGAGACUCUUGACAAAUGCAGUUUCAAUGCCUCUCUUCCUCUGGUGAUAAUAGUGCAUGGCUGGUCGGUGGAUGGAAUAUUAGAAGGUUGGAUUUGGAAAAUGGCAGCAGCUCUGAAGUCUCAGCAAAAACAAAUUAAUGUGAUCGUUGCAGACUGGCUUGUAUCUGCUCACCAGCACUACCCCAUUGCUGUACAGAAUACACGCUACAUAGGACAGGAGAUAGCGGAUUUCCUGGAAUGGCUGGAGGAAUCCAUUCAAUUUUCCAGAAGCAAUGCUCACCUAAUUGGGUACAGCCUUGGAGCUCAUGUUUCCGGAUUUGCUGGAAGUUAUAUCCAUGGUACGAACAAGAUUGGAAGAAUUACAGGCCUUGACCCUGCUGGCCCCUUGUUUGAAGGCAUGUCACCAACAGACCGUUUAUCUCCAGAUGAUGCAAACUUCGUAGACGCAAUUCAUACAUUCACUAAACAGCACAUGGGUCUCAGUGUUGGCAUCAAGCAGCCUGUGGCUCAUUUCGACUUUUACCCCAAUGGAGGCACCUUUCAGCCUGGCUGUCACAUCAUGCAUGUGUAUAACCACAUUGCAGAGUACGGAAUCACUGGCAUUGCUCAAACUGUGAAAUGUGCUCACGAGAGGUCAGUUCACUUGUUCAUCGACUCUCUGCUUCACAAUGACAAGCAAAGCACAGCAUACUGGUGCAACGACAUCAACACGUUCAACAAAGGAAUGUGUCUCAGCUGUAGGAAGAACCGAUGCAACACACUGGGCUACAACAUCAGGGAGGAACGGCUCCCAAAGAGUAGACGACUGUUUCUGAAAACAAGAGCUCGAAUGCCUUUCAAAGGUUUGUGGGAACACUUGUUACAGUGUCCGGAUCGACCACGGUGUGUGAAAAUGAGCCUAAGCUCUGGGAUCCUGUUUACUCGGGGUUUUUUUAAGCUUAUCAAAAUCUAUCGGGAUAAUCAAUUUCCUGAGAUAACUAAGAACCCCACAGGCCAUGUUGAUGCCCUUUUAUCAAGAUCCCGGCAGUACUUCUGCAGGGAAGAGCAUGCUGCAUACAUGCCACAGGCUAACUGUGGAUCCGAGGCCUCGGGAUGCUGA